GCUUUUCCCUCAUUCUACCCGUGGCAGGGCAAUUGAGCGACAUCCCAGGAAGUGGAUUAAAAAGGAAAAAAAAAAAGAUUUGUUUGCCGCAUGCAUACAGAAUGGGUUUUUUUUUAUUUCACACGUCAUGGCAUCGAGCGAUUUGUUUUAAUGCAACAAAGUCCAUUUUCACUCAGCAGAAGUGUCCCAAAAAAAGGAAUACGGAUCAUACCCCAACAACCCCCGAGUUAUUUUUUUCUCAACAGCAUUCAGCGGCUUUUUAUUACAUACACAAUACACAUCCCAACGAAGAGUUUUUACGUUCGCGAGAUGGUCACCCCAGGAAGGGUGAAGGAUUGAAAUCACAGCGGUCAUCCUUCCCGGUAAUUGAAGUUGGAUCCGGGCGACGAGAUAUCGACACCCCCGACCCAUUCACCAACACGCCAAUGAAGGGACGCCAGCGAAGGUCAGAUUGUAGGGUCUCACGACGAGAUUCGACCCGAAUGGAAAUUCUUGAAGGAGGAAGAAAAAGAAGCAAAAUGGAUUUUUUUCGACGGAUCGGCGGGGCCUCGAUAGACUUUGACCAGAUGGGAAGAGAACUCUUGGCCUCUUUCAAGGAAGGGAAACAUGCGGCCAUUGAGCACACGAAUUCCUCCUGGCCGGUUUACUUUUUUCGCACCUUGGAAUCAACCAUUUCGAGAGUGGUGGACAGAUUGUUUUCCCUCUACUUUGACCAUUGAAGGCCGGAUAUCCCCUAAUUGGCCGACAAUGGAUACAAAGGGAUACCCGGGGAAUCGGUUUCUGGUCCACACGUUACUUUUGGAGACAAGGCUGGAUUUGUUCUCUUUCGAUGACCAGAAGAAAUUUCUGGAUGGAGAGAAGGGAAAAAAGGG
This is a messenger RNA of Colletotrichum phormii, 872 nucleotides long. RefSeq lists its product as uncharacterized. Bases 102 to 719 code for a protein of 205 amino acids. Lineage: Eukaryota; Fungi; Ascomycota; Sordariomycetes; Glomerellales; Glomerellaceae. The record is from RefSeq and is a predicted model, not a curated record. The transcript has a single exon.